UGGUACAUUCCACUUCGACAGCUUGCGCUAGCUUUAGCUUCGCUGCUCUCAUGCUCGAGCAUCACCCAGCAACGCGCAACUUUCUCCUCUCGAAACGUCAUUUUCUGAUUUAUUUUUGCCACUGGAGUGCUCUUGCCACCCGCAAAAAUGUGUGCGGCCAAAAAAGGAGACUUGUCUCCCAGCGAAAAGGAGUUGUUUGACGUUAUCACAGCAGGAAAUGUCCAAGAGGCCUCCAGACUGCUUGGUUGUAAAGAUGUCAGAGUAAACUGCUUGGAUGAGUACGGCAUGACGCCGCUGAUGCACGCCGCCUACAAGGGCAAAGCCGACAUGUGCCAGCUGCUGCUGAGGCACGGCGCCAACGUCAACUGCAACCAACACGAGCACGGCUACACAGCGCUCAUGUUUUCAGGCCUUUCGGGGAAGACAGACAUCACGUGGAUGAUGUUGGACGCCGGCGCCGAGACGGACGCUGUCAACUCGGUGGGGAGGACCGCGGCGCAGAUGGCUGCUUUUGUCGGGCAACAUGACUGCGUGACGGUGAUCAACAACUUCUUCUCUCGUGCUCGAUUGGACUACUACACAAAAGUGCAGGGACUAGAGAAGGAACCCAAACUCCCUCCCAAGCUGGCUGGACCCUUGCACAAGAUCAUUAUGAGCACUAACCUCCACCCUGUAAAGCUCGUAAUGCUGGUGAAGGAGAACCCGCUGCUAGCGUCACCGUCGUCGCUGGACAAGUGCCGACGCGUGGUGGAGCUCAUCUGUGAGAAGUGCAUGAAGCAGCGCGACAUGAACGAAGUUCUGGCUGUCAAGAUGCACUACAUCGGAUGCGUGCUGGACAAGUGCGCCUCAUUCCUGGAGCACAACCGCGACCAGCUGGACGGGCUGAUCAAGAGCCUCCUGAAAGGCCGAGACGAAGACGGCUUCCCGGUGUUCCAGGAGAAGUUUGUCCGCGAGUGCGUGCGCAAGUUCCCGUUCUGCGAUGCCACACUGCUGCAGCAGCUUGUGCGCAGCAUCGCACCGGUCACCGUCGGCGACGAGCCGACGGCGCUGUCGGUGUUGACGCAGGCUGUCACCGGGCAGGUAGGCUUCAUGGACGCCGAGUUCUGCACCACCUGUGGGGAAAAGGGAGCGCAAAAAAGGUGCUCCGUAUGUAAAACGGUAUUGUACUGCGACCAAUCGUGUCAGAAGUUGCACUGGUUCACGCACAAGAAAGUCUGCAAGAAGCUUCACGAGCAGCGAGAACAGCAGCAGCCGGCACAAAACCAGGCUGCGAGCGAAGAUACGAACGAGGCCCGCGAGUCCGCCCAGCAACACUGAUGAUGACUGUGAACGUUCUGUCUCGAGUGAAAGACGAAAAAGCAAAUGAAGAGGUUGGAUUUUGGCUCAACUUGGCUGCAGUGAGCGCGUGAAUCCUGCUAGAGGGCAGCAUUGUACUACAAAUGACAGGUGUGCACGACUUUAGUGCCAUUGUCGGAUUUAUUUUUUAAACUCAUUGGCUGCCAUUGACGGCGAUCAACGUCCAAUCCAUUUGAACUGGGACGCCGACAGAAUUGCAUUCCUGCCAACUUUCCCAGUUCAAAUGGAUUGAACGUCGACUAGUGACAAACCAAUUUAAAUUCACAGGAGGAUGAAAAAAGACAUGAUUAGACGUCUUUAUCGUCAAUGGCACUAAAUUAAGUAUUGAUAAUAUCCAAACAUUUAAUAUAAAACGUGUAUAUUGUAACAUAAAAAUGGGAAAAGUCAAGUUUAUUUCUAUAAGCCUAAACCACAAAACAAAAACAAUCAAAAAAAACGCUAAAGGCUUCACAGGAAAACCACUCACAAUAAAAAAUUUAAAUGAGUACAUUUCAGAAAUAAAAUUCAAGUUGAGUUCAUUCAUUAGAAAUGUAAUACAAAGUAUUACUAAAUUAAAAACCCAUUAUAUUAUAUAAUCAUGCAUUUUUUUUCUCUUUAAAUGUCUUCUUUUAACUAAUGUCUAAUUAUUAACUUCGAAUAGAAUAGCCCUUUAUUGUCAUUAUACAGUUGUACAAUGAAAUUGUGGUGCAUCUCCCUUUACAAUGCAGGACAAGUAAAAAUCUCGAAAGUGACUUGCAAGAAUAAAAGUAUAAAAUCUAAAUAAAUAUAAAAUAUGUAUGAGGUCCUAUGUUCAGGCAGUGCAAAUAAUUGAAGUAGCAGCAGUAGACACUGAUGUAAUGUAUGUAAUUACACUGCUGUGUAUCAUAUGGGAUAUUUCAUUAUGUACACUACGGUUCAAAAGUUUGGGGUCGCAUAGACCUUGAACUUUUGAAUGGUAGUGUGUAUAGAUAUCUUUCAUGUAUAAAUUUUUAACCAUGUUAGGAUGGAAUAAUAAUAUAUACAGAAUGCCAUUUUUUAGAUGUAGUUUUACCCCUCCCACACAUGAAAUAAAAUAUCCCAAAUAUAAAUGGUGGAAAACACAGACAAGACUGAAAAAGGGGUUUCUGCUCUUGCACUCCUCUUUAAAAUAAACUGCUGUAUUUUAAGCCAAAAGAACUGUUGUGUUUGAUAGAACAAUAUGCCUAUAUGCUGCCAUAGCAGAUUCAUGGUGCAUUAAGCCCCCACACUAUUUUUAAUUUGUCCCUUUUACCCUGGAAACCCCUGUUUACAGACAUCGCGCAACCACUUUUGUUUCAACCCAGCCAUAAAAAGGUAAUUAUAUUUAUUAAUCAAAAUGUCAUUUUAAUCUUAGAAUCUUUAAUUGAUACCUAAUAUUUCGUUAAAAAAAAAAAAAAACACUUAAAAAAAUUAUUCACUCGCAUAUUUUGAACUUUUAAAUAAAUUACAUCACAAUGAAAAAAUGGCGUCUGUAAAAAAGUCACGGAUAUCUACCUCAUAACUAUCGGUUAAUUUUAUUUUUUGUUACGGUCGCUUUUUCCUCAAUAUGUUAGAUGAUAAAUAAUAAUCCAAACAAAGGAAAAUUAUAAAACAAAUGUUUAAAACGGUACAUAUAUGUGAUAGAACAUCUCGACCACUCCUUGAUGUCUGCGAUUUCUGCAUCACAACCCUUGUUAUAUUACCAUGUUUCACCCAUAAAAUCCCCCCAAAAUCAGGCUGUGGCCAUUCACAGCUGUGUCUUGAUACAUGCUACAUGGAGUUUUGGGAUCGAAACAAGGUAAGUAUGCGAUAAUAUCUCGUAAAAGUCAUGGCACACCAAGAGUAGCCCAGCAUCAGUCAAUGUAACCAGUAACGCUAGCUGCUGUUGGCUGUGUGCUGCGGGUGGCGACGUCUUUGGACAGCUUUUCUACGGGAAAAAGCCCACCUGCUGAGUCAGAAGAGGAGCCUUCAACCAAGUCCAUUUUGCAUAAUAUGUGGAUAAAAGCCGACAGCCUACAAACUAUGCCCACAUGAUGCUACGGUAUAUAUCACAUGUAUAUAGAACUAGAUGCGAAAUGACAGACUCGGCGGCGCUAGCACAUGUAUAUGGCAGAAAACACAGACAAAGCUGAAAAAGCAGUUUCUGCUCUUGCACCCCUCUAUAAGAUAAACUGCUGUAUUUUAACCCAAAAGAACUGUUGUGUCUGAUAGAACAAUAUGUCUAUAUGCUGCCAUAGCAGAUUCAUGGCGCAUUAAGUCCUUGAACUAUUUUUAAUUUGUCCGUUUUACCCUGAAAACCCCCGUUUACAGGCGUCGCGCAACCGCUUUUGUUUCAAUCCAGCCAUAAAAGUAAUUAUAUUUAUGAUUCAAAAUGUCAUUUUUAGCUUAGAAUCAUUAAUUGAUGUCUAAUAUUUGGUUUUAAAAAAAAAAGGCUGUAAAAAAUUAUUUACUGGCAUAUUUUAUUUUUAAAUUACGUCUCAAUGAAAAAAUUGGCGUCUGUAAAAAAAGUCACGGAUAUCUACCUUAUAACUAUUGCUUAAUUGUAUUUUUUUUUCGUUACUGUUGCAUUUGCCCCAAUAUUUUAGAUGAUAAAUAACCGAUCCAAACAAAGAAUAAUUGGGAAAAAAAAGUUUAAAAGGGUAAAUAUAUGAAAAUCAAAAUCUCGAUUACUGCUUGACGUCUGCGAUUUGUGCUUCGCGACCCUUGUUAUAGUACCAUGUUUCACCCAUAAAAUCCCGAAAAAAUCCAGCUGUGGUCAUUCACAUUUGUGUCUUGACUAGGGCUGCAGCUAUCGACUAUUUUAGUAAUCGAGUUUUCGACUGAAAAUUCUAUCGAUUAAUCGAGUAAUCGGAUAAAACAUUUUUUUAGGUAAGGAGCAAUUAUAUAUAUACAUGAGAAAACAAGACAUUUCAUCUAAUAUUGAACCAUUUUCAGUCAAUCAAUGUCUUUAUUUUCGAUUGCUGAAAACAGCCAACAAUUGCAUCUCAGAAGUGACUAGAAAAGAAAAACUUUUUUUACUGUUUUCACUCAAAAACCUCUAAAUCUUAUCAAAAAAAUCUUAUUUCUUACCUAAAAAUUUAAUUACGCUUGAUAACACACUAGGGCUGCAGCUAUCGAUUAUUUUAGUAGUCAAUUAAUCAAUGAAAUAGUUCGAAUAAUCAAGUAAUCGGAUAAACAUGAAAAAAUUCAAAUACCUGAGCUGGGCCUCAAACGGGAUAAAAAAUAAAUAAGGCUCUACAUAUGUACAACAAAAGAACAAUUGCCUAACUUACAUAGCAAAAGUCCACUAGCUUAAAUGCUAUAAAAUACUUUUUUUUUGUACAAUGCUCUCAACAAAUAGUUCCAACAUAUAUUCCCACAAAAAUUGGCUAAGUAUACCUUCAAACUAAAUUACGAAUGCAUUAAAAAACAUUAGUUCAAACAAAAACCUGGGUGAUGUUGGUCUUAACAGGGAGCAGCUGGAUUUGGCUACGUAAAAUGAGGCGAAUGGAGGGCAGUGUAUCCACCCAAAUCAAUUAAACUAAAUGCAAACACUUUCAAAAACAAACCAUUACAACGCCACUUUAAUUAAACGAAUACUCGAAGCAGCAAAUUUUAAUUCGAAUAUUUUUUUCUCAUCAAAUACUCGAGUUAAUCGAUUAAUCGUUGCAGCACUAGUCUUGACACACACGAUGAUACAUGCCAUAUGAAGUUUCUGGAUCGAAACAAGUACGCGAUAAUAUCACGUUAAAAUCAUGGCGUCUUUAAUACUGCUCUCGCGUGUUCUCACCUCCAGUUAGGGUUUUGCUCUUUAAAAUAAUAUAUAUAUUUUUUUUUAAAUGCCCUCCUGUUCAAAAUUUCUCUUCUCCCAGAAAAUUGACAUUUUAAGCUUUCCAGUGAUGUAUCACACAUGCAAAUCGGACAAUUUUGAAAUUUGGACAAAUUGGAGGUCUUGGAGCAGAACUUCAAGUCACCCAGGUGAAGUGAUAUUCGCCGGCAUUAGUAAACAACCGCCAUCUUAAAGCAGUAGACUUCUCAGGAAGGCUCUGUUGUAGCGAACCUAAAUAACUUUUUAUAUAAAAUCUGCAAAAUCUUGACUUGAAUCUAUCUUUAAAUGAUGAAACAGUUUUAAAACUUUCACAUGUCGAAAGUAGACAGUGGGGAACUAAUGCAAUAACUGCAGCAAUUUUAACAACUUUUAACGGUUGAUUCAUAACAUGAAAUGACUUCCAAAUUUAGCAGAGGUUACAAUCUAGUUAUCCGCAGUACCCCUUGUGUCUAGUUUAGGGUAAAGAAUUGGGCUAAGGCCGAUUGUCCCAAAAACCUUUUGAACUUCACAUAGUGUGGCCUAUGUUUUUUUUUUUUGAAUGAAAGAAAAAUAAACUUCAGUUCAAUCAGUUGAUAUGAACAUAUUUGAUGUGAAAGACGUUAUAGAAUGGAUCAUGUAAUACUAUGUAAAUUGUAAAACAUAAAAAGUAACACAAGUUACUUUGCCAAAUAACUAAUUGCUUUUACAUUGAGGUAACUGAGUUACUAAAUUACUUUUGGUAAGAGGUAACUGUAAUUAAUUACUUUUUUAAAGUAAGAUUCACAACACUGCACAUUACACCAGUCCAUGGUGCAAAAAAAGAUUAGCGAGCACUGCUGUAUAUGACACUGUACUUCUUUAUCAAAUGUUUUUAACUCAUUGACAGCGAUAGAAGUCCAAUCCAUUUGAAAUGAGGGGCUGGAAGCGAAUGAACGAAUGUUGCCAAACCUCCUAGUUCAAAUUGACUGGACGUCUACAAGUGUCAAACUAAUUUAACUGAAAGAGACGAUGAAAUUAUUUUAUAUACACAUAUAUGCAAAGUCAUUUUAUUAAAUCCAAAUAUUUUGUUAUAAUGUAUUCAUGUCAUAAUGAAAAGACUACAUUCCAAAAGCUUGUAUGAAACAUUUCACUGUAUUGAAGUAAAUACAAAUACAUUUCAAACAAAAAAAGUCAAAAUAAAAAUGGCAUCAGUCUGAAGGGAAUUAAAGGGACAUUUCAGCAAUUCCUCAUGUCCAAAUCUAUUUAUUUGCCACAGUAAGAAACUCCAAUGAACAGCAGUCGGAGAUGAGUGAGCGCUUGUCCAUUUGAACACAGCGGUAACCUGAAAUCACAUUUGCUCCGUCACGCCUGUAGAACUUGUCCCACAAAGGCCACGCUACGAUCACGUAUCAAAGCUGACAUCAGCGAGGCUACUUUGGACAAAGAUUCGACCCGAGUCUCAGCGCCCUGGGAAAAAACAAAAAACAUCAUUCUGAUUUUAAUCUCUGAAGCAUCAUUUACAGGUUGACCAUCAAUGGCAGCCAAUAAGCCAAUAAAUCGCAAGGCGACCGCACAGCAAGCAAUGAACACUUUCAAGUCCAAAAGGUCCCUUCGGGUAAUUAGGAAGUGGGACGAUGACUCUCCCAAGAUUCUAAGAGCCCCUGCUUUAGUUUUUUUCUCCCUUUAAUGUCGAGCCAAGAGUCGAAAUUGAAUAACAGCUCAAUGAGAACGCUGGCGGGACGCCCAAACAGAGAGACUUGGACCCAAGAGUGAUAACAUUUACAAAACAUUUAUGGCCCCUUUAUAUCAUUUUUAUGUAAUUUUAGAAGGAUUUCUAUUAGGGUUUCCACAAACCAUUAUUUUGAUAGUCUUUUAAUUAUAGUUGAUUUUGCAAUGAGUCAACUACAGUAGUAUGAAAAAGUAUCUGAACUAGGGCUGUCAAAUGAUUAAAAUUUUGAAUCGAGUUAAUCACAGCUUAAAAAUUAAUCGUAAUUAAUUGCAAUUCAAACCAUCUCUAAAAUGUGCCAUAUUUUUCUGUAAAUUAUUGUUGGAAUGGAAAGAUAAGACACAAGACGGAUAUACAUAAAUACUGUAUUUGUUUAUUAUAACAAUAAUUCCACAAGAUGGCAUUCACAUUAUUAACAUUCAUUCUGUUAAAGGGAUCCACGGAUAGAAUGACUUGUAGUUCUUAAAAGAUAAAUGUUAGUACAAGUUAUAGUCAUUUUAUAUUAAAACCCCUCUUAAUGUUUUCGUUUUCAUAAAAUUAGUAAAAUUUUCAAUCAAAAAACAAACUAGAAGCUCGCCAUUGUUGAUGUCACAUGGGCUCCCUGCCGUUCUUCCACAGUGUCUUUAACUGCGUAAGAUAGUGAUUGAAAUACACCACAAGGUGUCAAUGGCAAGUUUUGAAUUACUUAGAAAUCAAGCCAAUGAGUGUGUUUUGUCCCUCGAGUGACGCCGUAGUUCCCUGUUUACUGGUACUUCACGGUCAUUUGAGUGCUGGCUUCAUAACGUAUGAGACCUCUGAUAGUUUGUAUAUUGUGACUACAUAUUGCCAUCCAGUGUAUUUGUUGAGCUAAACAAAAUGUUUGAAUAGAGUUUGACCAAAGUCUGAGUAAGUUUUAUGUGAAUUUUGCAAAGCUAUUUCUUUUUGUGAACAAUAUUUUUUUGAGCGAUCGGAAUAUUAUUUUUGUUUUGCUUUCACUAAAUGAUACUUAUGUUUGUUGUGAAGGAGUUGCCAAAGCUUAUGCCAAUAAACGGCACGGUCCAAUAAACGCCUGUGUCCACUUGCCUCUUAGCUCUCAAUGUGCAAAAAACGGCGUCAUUGUAAUCUGUUUAAGGCAAUUCAUGAGUGGGUCAUUCCGCGCAUGGGUUAAAUGCGUCAAAUAUUUUAAUGUGAUUAAGAAAAAAUAAUGUAAUUUGAACCUUUUGGAAGUUCUCACAUUUCUGCAUAAAAUCACCAUCAAA
Molecule: messenger RNA, 8062 nt
Organism: Corythoichthys intestinalis (scribbled pipefish)
Lineage: Eukaryota; Metazoa; Chordata; Actinopteri; Syngnathiformes; Syngnathidae
Gene: ankmy2a
Product: ankyrin repeat and MYND domain containing 2a
Exons: 11
Coding region: 148-1317 (389 amino acids)
Molecular function (GO): protein binding
Source: RefSeq, a predicted model, not a curated record